Molecule: messenger RNA, 489 nt
Organism: Ornithodoros turicata
Lineage: Eukaryota; Metazoa; Arthropoda; Arachnida; Ixodida; Argasidae
Exons: 1
Coding region: 1-489 (162 amino acids)
Molecular function (GO): nucleic acid binding
Source: RefSeq, a predicted model, not a curated record
AUGCUACUUUCCAUCAUCGACAGGUUCACCAGGUGGCCACAAGCAACUCUAUUGCAAGACGGUCACGCAGAGACCGUCGCUGAUGCUCUUUUGCGCACCUGGUUUAGCCGUUAUGGCGUUCCGGACGAGGUAGUCACGGCCCGCGUAGCUCAGUUCGAGUCAGCCCUGUUUGCUGCCGUCUCGUACGUACUAAACGCACUAGAACGACCGCCUACCACCCAUGUGCCAACGUGCUCGUGGAGCGCCUUCAUCGUCACAUCAGCUCCAGCCUCCGGGCCCUCCCCAACCCCCCUCACUGGGCCCGCGCGUUGCCACUCAUACUUCCUGUUCUUGCGCUCCUGCCUCAAGCCUGACCUCGGCUGUUCCGCCGCCGAGCUCGUCUUCGGAACCCCUCUGCGACUUCCAGCCGAGCUCGUCAGCCCACAAGCCAGUCCACCUUAUGCUCCCGAAUAUCUCGCUCUCCUCUGCGGCGUUUUCAAGUCUUUGUAG